CGGGUAGGGCUCCCUCGCGCGGAGGGCGUGGCCGGGCGGGCGGAUGGCGGCGCCGCGCGCGGUGGUGCUGCUGAGCGGGAAGAGGAAGUCGGGGAAGGACUUCGUGGCCGAGGAGCUCCGGAGCCGGCUGGGCCCUGACGUGUGCACCGUCCUGCGCCUCUCUGGGCCCCUCAAGGAGCAAUAUGCCAAGGAGCACGGCCUGGACUUCCAGCGGCUCCUGGAUGCCAGUGCCUACAAGGAGAUGUACCGGCAGGACAUGAUCCGCUGGGGUGAGGAGAAGCGCCGUGCCGACCCUGGCUUCUUCUGCAGGACAGCGGUGGAGGGGGCAGCACAGCCGGUGUGGGUGGUGAGCGACACGCGCCGCCUCUCGGAUGUGGAGUGGUUCCGGGAUGUCUAUGGUGAUGUGGUGCAGACCGUGCGGGUGGUGGCCACUGAGGAGACGAGGAAGAGGAGGAACUGGGUCUUCGUCACUGGGGUGGAUGACGCCGAGUCUGAGUGCGGUCUGGACCAGGGAGUGGCCUUCGACUGGGUGAUCACCAACGACGGGGACGAGCGGUCCCUGGACGAGCAGCUGGAGAUGCUGCUGCGGUCGCUCCGCGGUCGGCUGUAGCUCGGUGACCCUCUGCCAGAGUUUGGGGACAGUGUCCCCUGCCCAGCCUCAUGGCAUCCCCCCUUCUGCCUCGUGCAGGCCCUCCUUGCCCUGCAAAUAAAGCUCCGACAUGGAGAACCGCU
Molecule: messenger RNA, 732 nt
Organism: Aquila chrysaetos chrysaetos
Lineage: Eukaryota; Metazoa; Chordata; Aves; Accipitriformes; Accipitridae
Gene: PMVK
Product: phosphomevalonate kinase
Exons: 5
Coding region: 44-610 (188 amino acids)
Biological process (GO): isopentenyl diphosphate biosynthetic process, mevalonate pathway; cholesterol biosynthetic process
Cellular component (GO): cytoplasm
Molecular function (GO): phosphomevalonate kinase activity
Source: RefSeq, a predicted model, not a curated record